Solanum stenotomum is the source of this 2984-nucleotide messenger RNA. RefSeq names its product LRR receptor-like serine/threonine-protein kinase FLS2. The transcript has 7 exons. Gene Ontology annotation, molecular function: protein binding; oxidoreductase activity. NCBI's taxonomy places the organism in Eukaryota, Viridiplantae, Streptophyta, Magnoliopsida, Solanales, Solanaceae. The record is from RefSeq and is a predicted model, not a curated record. The coding region runs from base 1 to 2964 and encodes 987 amino acids.
AUGGAGAAGCACAUCUUCUUAUUGACUCUUCUCUUUCUAAUUCAAUUUUCUACAUCACUUGCUUCCUCUAAUGAGACUGACCAACAAGCUCUAUUAGCUUUCCAAAAUCUUAUUACAAGUCCCACACAUUUUUUGGCCAACAAUUGGACCAAAAAUACUUCUUUUUGCUCUUGGUUUGGUGUCACUUGCACUCCAAAAAGGCAAAGGGUUGUGGCCUUGGCUCUUCCUAAUUUGCAACUUCAAGGCACAAUUUCGACAUCUUUGGCCAAUUUGUCCUUCCUCAGUGUUCUCAAUCUCCAGAACAACAGCUUCCACGGUGGCAUCCCUUAUGGCAUUGGCCACAUGCCUCGCUUGCGAGUCAUUGACGUUAAAAACAAUCAGCUCAACGGAAGUAUACCAACAAGUCUAUUUCAAAACCGAAGAGUUCAAGUAAUUUCAUUGGCCUUCAAUGAACUCAGUGGUGAAAUGUGGAGAGGCCCUUGGUAUGUACCCGAACUCAGAGUCUUAAAUCUCAGGAACAAUAGCCUCACGGGUAUAAUCCCUCCUUCAGUUGGAAAUGCCACAAAAAUGAUGAACUUCAGUUUAUCUGGGAAUAGAGUCAGCGGCAACAUUCCGAAGGAGGUCGGUAAUCUGAGCCAGCUUGCAUUUUUGUACUUGUUCGAUAAUCAAUUAACAGGUUCCAUUCCCGCAACACUGUUUAAUAUCUCGUCACUACUUGCCGUAUCUCUGUCACUCAAUAGCCUUUCUGGUCCUCUGUUGCUAGAUGAAGGCAAUAUUGUGUCAAAUCUGUACUUUUUAAGUAUAUAUCAAAACCAAAUUUCUGGUUGCAUUCCUUCCAACAUAUGCCAACUCACGGAGCUCCAAGUUUUGUUCUUAUCUUUCAACAACAUAACUGGAGACUUACCCAGAAAUAUUGGUUGUUUAUCCAAUCUCCAGGAGUUUUAUAUUCGUCAUAAUUUAAUAAAAGGGACUAUUCCCACUUCAUUGGGAAAUAUUUCAACUCUGCAAUAUCUUUAUUGUCAAAACAAUCGCAUAGUGGGGCAAAUUCCUCCGGAAUUAGGGAAGCUAUCAAAUUUAAGGGAAUUAAGCUUUGCCAAUAAUUCUAAUCUUAUUGGUCAAAUUCCAGAGGCUAUUUUCAACAUAUCUUCUUUGGAAGUGAUUUGUUUCAAUUUCAACAACCUCUCCGGGAGAAUUCCAACCACUACAGGUCUUCAUCUUCCGAACCUUGAAGUACUUGAGUUGGGAGUUAAUCAACUGGAAGGGGAAAUUCCAUUGUUCAUAACAAAUGCUUCCAAGCUUCAGAUACUGGCGCUAGAACUUAACUCUCUCACGGGAGCUAUUCCUACUAAUUUGGGGAAUCUUCAUGAGCUGCGAUCACUCUUACUACAUCGUAAUCAACUUACCAAUGAACCAAGAGAGCGUGAGUUGUUAUUCUCCAAUUCUUUGGCGGACUGUAGGAUGUUGGAAUAUAUAGAUGUGGGUGAAAAUCCGUUGAAUGGCGAUCUGCCCAAUUCUAUUGGGAAUCUUUCAUCUACUCUUACAUACUUGAAUAUACAAGAUGCACACAUCAACGGCCUCAUUCCCACAGGUAUAAGCAACAUGAGCAGUCUAAUGACACUAGACUUUCGAGGAAACAACUUGACAGGGAGUAUUCCUUCUGAUGUUGGUAAGCUUAAACAACUCCAAGGUCUGUUUCUAACUAACAAUAAAUUGCAUGGACAUAUUCCAGAGACGGUAUGCCAUUUAUCUAAUUUGGUUCAAUUAUUUCUGAAUGGUAAUGAGCUCUCUGGAUUAAUUCCAGAAUGCUUAGGAAAUCUUAGCAUGCUACAAAAGCUGUAUUUGGGUUCUAAUAAAUUUUCAUCAAAAUUUCCGUUGAGCCUUUGGAAGAUGAGUGGUCUUCUCUAUCUAAGUGUGUCACAAAAUUCAAUAGAGGGAGAACUUCCAUCAGAUAUUGGAGGAAUGAAAGCCAUUGUAGAACUAUAUCUUUACAGUAACCACUUUUCAGGAAUGAUACCAACCAGAUUCGGGGAACUCCAAAACCUGCAGUAUCUUGACCUAUCAAACAACUCAUUUUUUGGCCAAAUUCCAUUAUCCUUUGCCAACUUGAUAAGCUUAGAAUACUUGGAUUUGUCUUUAAAUGUAUUGUCAGAAGAAGAAGAAGAAGUAAGUCUCAUAUUUCUUUCUCUAUGUAAUCAGAAAAAUCAUAUAAAAAUGGAGAAACGAUUUGAAGGGAAAGUGGUGAUUGUUACAGCUUCUACACAAGGUAUUGGAUUUAGCAUAGCUCAGAGACUUGGAUUUGAAGGUGCUUCUGUUGUUAUCUCCUCUCGCAAACAGGAAAAUGUAGAUGAAGCAGUAAAGAAACUGAGAGAUGGAGGAAUUGAAGUGUUGGGAUUAGAAUGUCAUGUCUCAAAUGCACAACAGAGGAAGAAUUUGAUAGACAAGACCAUUCAGAAAUAUGGGAAACUAGACGUGGUUGUGUCAAAUGCCGCUGUCAAUCCUUCAGUAGAUGCAAUAUUAGAAACUAAAGCAUCAGUCAUUGACAAGCUGUGGGAUAUCAAUGUCAAGGCCGCUAUACUAUUACUACAAGAUGCAGCUCCAUACCUUAACAAGGGUUCAUCAGUUGUUCUGAUUUCCUCAAUUUCUGGUUACUCCCCACCAGCUUCAAUGGGUAUGUAUGGGGUAACAAAAACUGCACUACUCGGACUUACCAAGGCUCUUGCAGCUGAAAUGAGUCCAGAUAUUCGUGUAAACUGUGUAGCACCGGGUUUUGUACCUACACAUUUUACUGAUCUCAUCACAAGUAAUGAACAAGUGAGGAGAGAUAUUGAGGGUAAGACAUUACUCAAUAGGCUUGGAACAACACAAGAUAUGGCAGCUGCUGUUGCUUAUUUGGCUUCUGAUGAUGCUUCUUAUGUAACUGGAGAAACUCUGGUUGUUGCUGGAGGAAUGCCUUCCAGACUUUAACUUCUCUAUUGCAGUGCCUC